UCUGGGCGCCAGUUGCGUGUUCGGCGGCGGCGGGGAUGAGGCGAGUUCCGCGGUCAGCCUGACAAGGCCGGUGCUCUCGGAACUCACCGCCCGGCACCUCGUAGCGCGAAGGAAAUGGCUUCUGGCUCUACCUCCUUGCUUUGCACAUGGAAAAUCUGAGACCCAGAAAACCUGUGCCAACCGCACUGGCUCAAGUGGAUAGAGAAAAGAUCUAUCAGUGGAUCAAUGAGCUGUCCAGUCCCGAGACAAGGGAGAAUGCUUUGCUGGAACUAAGUAAGAAGCGAGAAUCUGUUCCGGACCUUGCACCCAUGCUGUGGCAUUCAUUUGGUACUAUUGCAGCACUUUUACAGGAAAUUGUAAAUAUUUAUCCAUCUAUCAACCCACCCACCUUGACAGCACACCAGUCUAACAGAGUUUGCAAUGCUCUGGCAUUAUUGCAAUGUGUGGCAUCACACCCAGAAACCAGGUCAGCAUUUCUUGCAGCACACAUCCCACUUUUUUUGUACCCGUUUUUGCACACUGUCAGCAAAACACGUCCCUUUGAGUAUCUUCGGCUAACCAGUCUUGGAGUUAUUGGGGCCCUGGUGAAAACAGAUGAGCAAGAAGUAAUCAACUUUUUGUUGACAACAGAAAUUAUUCCUUUGUGUUUGCGCAUAAUGGAAUCUGGAAGUGAACUUUCUAAAACAGUUGCUACAUUCAUCCUCCAGAAGAUACUCCUAGAUGACACUGGUUUGGCUUACAUAUGUCAAACAUAUGAGCGUUUCUCCCACGUUGCCAUGAUCUUGGGUAAGAUGGUCCUGCAGCUAUCCAAAGAGCCUUCUGCCCGUCUGCUGAAGCAUGUAGUGAGAUGUUACCUUCGACUCUCAGAUAAUCCCAGGGCACGUGAAGCGCUCAGGCAGUGCCUCCCUGACCAGCUGAAAGACACGACUUUCGCCCAGGUGCUAAAAGAUGACACCACCACAAAACGCUGGCUUGCACAACUGGUGAAGAACCUGCAAGAGGGCCAGGUCACCGAUCCCCGGGGUAUCCCUCUGCCCCCUCAGUGAUCCUCCCCUGUUCCCUCCUACUACUCCCCCAAGUUGGGGGAAGGAGAGGGAACCUGCAAGGAAAACAGCUCAGGUUUUAUCGCCGACUGGGAAUAGACAACCUCAAUGCUGAACUGCACUGGAGAAAAGGGGCAGGGUACCCCGCUGAGGUGUGAGCUGCCAUCUCAGGCUGCCUUGAGGACCUGGGCUCCUUCUGCUACCCCCAGGAAUUGGGCUCCUGACAAAGCAGUCUGCCACCACAGCCCCAGGAGGGUGUCAACACCAGCAAAUGCUGUACUUGCAGCACGCCCAAGCUUCCCCACCUCUGCCUAGCCACUGGCAGGGAGGGGAGACAGUGGUGACAGCAGCUGCACUCUAGGCAUGGUAAACGCCUGGGACCAAGCCAUGAGGCGUUUUUUUAUUUUGCCUUCCUGGAAGAUUAAGAUGUGUCUCUUCAUUCUCUCAGUAUUUGUUUACUUUGGGUUUUUUUGUUUAUUUUUAAUCUCAGAGAGAGGUGUGCUUAGUGGACAUAAGCUGUAAUAUUCAGCAAAAUAUUGUCAGUUGGCGCUGUUUACAAGUUUGUUAGCUGCAUAAGCUCAAUAAAAAGUUGGUCUGGGCAUUACAUCCCCUCUAGCAGGCCAAUAGCUGCAUGAGCUGUUGGGAGGAAAGGGAGGCAGGGGAAAAACACAAAAGCCAAAGGACAGCAGGAACCCGCCAUUUAUUUCCCUCCCCUUUUCCAGUCUUCUGCCCCCCAGUUCUGGAUGCCACAAGGACCUUAACUUUGUUUCUGGCUUUAGCUGCUAGCUUUUCCAAAUCUCAGUGCUUUCCCCUUUUUCACUUUCCUCUAUUUAAACAAAUGUCUUAAUUCAUCAGGUGGUCCUGGAAAAGGUAUUGUAUUGGGGGAGGAGAAGCAGCAAUGGACCUCACCUUCAAGUCCUCAAGGAUAUUUUCUGAAUGACUUUUAAUAGGGAGGUGCCUGAGAUUACGAUGAUAGGCUACUUGAUGCCAUUCUUUGCUCUAGUGUGAAUUUCUGCAGCUCCAUCUGUCUUCAUGACUGUACUUGAAGCAGUAUUGUCUGAGUGAGUUAAUUUUUCAGAUUCGAGAUGGAGGGUUGGACUCUGCUUGCUCAUCACUCAGCCUGUUUGUUUUUUUUUUUGUUUGUUUGUUUGUUUGUUUUGUUUUUUUUUUUUUUUUUUUUUUGACACAUUCCCUUUUGGCCUAUGGGAAUUACAGGGUUGCCACUAAAAUAUUUUCCACUUCUUCAUAUUUUUCAGAGAAUCCCCCUUUGCGUCUUUGAAGCUUCAGAUUAUUCUAUUUGUAAUCCAGAAAGUUUGAAUCUAUAACCCAGUGUAAACUGUUUUGCUUUCCCCCCCACCUCCCACUGCCAACACCUGUUCUCUCAUCCCCCUCUCCAGUCAAAAUGGGAUUGUUAAUCCAACUCUAGAGAGGGACCAAGUAUUUUCUGUCCACAUCUCACAUGAUUGAAAGUGUGUCUGAAUGAUUUGGGGAAGACCUCAAAAGGGCAUGCUCAGAAAAACCUUUGCAGAGGCAGUUUUGCCAACCCAAGGGCUCUUUCAAGCCGACUUUCACAAAGGGAGCCGGCCUUGUUAGUUGGCUUCUGUCUCUUUAGAGCCAAGAAAGUUGUAAUUAAGUAACCUGUAUGUGGGAAGGGUAGAAUAAGCAUUUAUUCCCCUGCCUUCCAAAACGAAGAGGAGCACUAAGCCAGCUCUCCACAAUCUCAAACCUAAAGAAAAGAGGUCUUGGAGAAAGCAGAGAACAGCAUGGACUGAAUAGACAGCUUGACUCCCUUCAGCCCGUAGUUUGUGUUCUGGAGAGCCCAGCUAGGGUAACCCUGAUUUUUGCCAACCACCUUCCUGCUGAGCCAAAGUUUUUCAUUUCCCCUCUGGGGAAGCAGCUGAGGCCCAGGGCCUUGCUCCCUGGGAAAUUCUCUCUCCAUCUUUCGGUGCAUUGGCCAUGUUACCGUGCCAAUAAUGUCUUAAUUCUUGUUCCAUCUAUUCUCAGCUGGCCUUGGACCCCACAUAGGUAUUUGGGGGAGGAGUGAAAAUGGAUAUUAUUACUUGCAGUUGAUCCUGAUGUUGCGCGUAUGAAGAGAUCCCUCCCCUUAUUUUGUGUUUUCCAUCCUUCUCGCUCCCUCAUCAGGAUUGAAAUAAAGCGUGCUUUUGUUUUUAUAAAAAUAAUUUUUCC
Molecule: messenger RNA, 3230 nt
Organism: Talpa occidentalis (Iberian mole)
Lineage: Eukaryota; Metazoa; Chordata; Mammalia; Eulipotyphla; Talpidae
Gene: CNOT9
Product: CCR4-NOT transcription complex subunit 9
Exons: 8
Coding region: 147-1046 (299 amino acids)
Biological process (GO): negative regulation of translation; mRNA catabolic process
Cellular component (GO): CCR4-NOT complex; P-body; CCR4-NOT core complex
Source: RefSeq, a predicted model, not a curated record